Molecule: messenger RNA, 1374 nt
Organism: Annulohypoxylon maeteangense
Lineage: Eukaryota; Fungi; Ascomycota; Sordariomycetes; Xylariales; Hypoxylaceae
Exons: 2
Coding region: 1-1374 (457 amino acids)
Source: RefSeq, a predicted model, not a curated record
AUGACACGAAGACGAGAUACCGACUACUCUACUCAUACCGCUAGCACUCGGGAUACGAGGCGCAGCGCCGACUCAUAUGACUCCCGGAGUACCGCCCCUACCUCUCUCUAUGACAGCCCUAGGCCAUCUACGAAGGAGUCGGAUUCUCGAGCUGCAAGGCUCCCGUCGAGCUGUUACGAUGAGGACCUGUCGCCAUCUACGAGCUUGUAUCCGCGGUCAUCUGUCGACACAUAUUCGUCACAGGCCUCAAGCGAAGAUUUUGAGGACGAUCUAGAGACGGAAGAUUGUCAGUACUUGUCGGAUAUUCCCCAGUUACCUGCCUACCGACAUGAGAUCGAGGAUAUCAAUGUCAGACCUUCGACGCCCGAGGACUUCGCUAGCCUGUUUCCGUCCAUGAACAGACUGACUAUUCGCCACGACGACUUUACGUCGGAUGGAAACAUGAACCUAAGGGUAGACACAGUCGUUACGGGUAGACGAAAAAAGACCAUCCAGCUCUUCCACUUGCGCAUGUACGAUCUGAACAAGCGCGAGUUUUCCCUCAGGCGGUACUGCCGAGACUCUGGCCGUGAAAUUUGCAAUUCGAAACGCAAAUACAUCCAGCCAUCCAACACAGCCCGGCCCAACUUACAGCGGUCAGUAUCGACCGCAGUGAAGUCCCUAACAAGACGGCCGACGCUCAGCCGCAUUCCCACCAGCGGGUCGGUCUUAUCUAGGAGUAGGCCAGGAACAAGCAACUCUGCUGCGGUUGAGGUUGACGACGUCUUCGCCAACACCCUUACCCGUGCCAUUUCCAUUGAAAGCAAGAAGGAGAAACCUCGCCCGACGGCUACGAAUAUGAUCAAACUCGAGUUCUCCAACUACGCGCGGGUUGAUGUAGUGCGGCGUGGAAACAGGAACACGAAGAGAUACGAGUUCGAAUGGUGGGGCCACAAGUACUCUUGGAAGAGAGUCGUCGACAAGCUCACAGAUUCUGUCUCAUACCAUCUUCUACGAGACGGCCAAAACCACACACCGGUUGCGCACAUUGUUCCAGAAACUCGAUCACCAAACCAAGUUAUUGCAGACGAAGAAGCCAACGGUUGGGUACCCCCUUGCCAUAUGUGGAUCAGUGACCCUGAGUUGGUUGGCGCUGUGACUGAUGUUGCCGACGUCGUCGUCGCAACCGGUCUGAUGGCACUCGUUGAUGAUUGCAUUAAGGAACGUUGGCAGACAAAGAAGGUCCACAAGAUUGGACUCCCACUCAUGUCCAGAUCCCUGGAUGUGGAAGUCGUUAGCCCAAGGACUUUCAUGCAACACAUGUUUGCCCGUCGGAAUUCAGAGCACCAUCCAAGCCCAUUACGCUUCAACCAGCGAACCGUCGCUGCUUACUGA